GUAGCAUUAAGGAUUGACACACACAUAAAAAGGAAAGGAGGGAAGGAAGGGAAAGGAUCAAAGGUGCCAUCAAGGGAAGUAGUAGUAGGGCAGGCUUCCCACCAACUUUUGCAAUUAAUGACAUUUUGGAGAAAGAAAGGAGAUGAAAACCACUGACAGUGACCACAUCAUAACCUCCCAAUCCCAUUAAUCUGCUCCUUGCCCUCUCCCAUCCGAUACCCACCAUUAUUAUUCCUUCUUCUCCCUUCUCCCAUGCUCUCAGAAUUUAACUCACCUCUCUAGCAAGUUAAAAAGGGGAGAAAAGAGCAAGCUUUGCCUUUAUCCUCUCUUUCUGCUUUUGGGUAACGGCUGAGUCAUUCCUUUGCUUUGGGGUUAGCUUUGGUUUGCUGCUGGGUGGUUACAAAGAUCGAAGCUUUUUUUGCCUUUCUGGGUUUGAAUUUGUAUGGAAAUGGAGGAGAAGCUCUUGAAUGAGAUGAAGGGUGAUGUGGGUACUAGCCGAUCCGCUGCUGCUGCUGCUGCUUCUCCUAGUACUCCUGUCCAUCAGACUGAAGACUCGAGUGGGAUUGUGGAAGAAGGCAACAAUCAUGGAAACUGGAAGAAGAGAAAUCUAUUUCUAGAGAUACCUUCAAGAACAAUGGAACCAACAACUCCACAAGGAGAUAGUGUAGUGAUUAAGAUGCCACCAACACCUAGCCAAACUCCCAGGAAGGUCAAUUUCAAUUUGACCCCUAGUUCUGCUGAUACAAGAGCAGCCACCACUAGUGCAUCCCCAGCUCCCACUCCAUCCAGGGGGAGGUCUUCUCUGAAGAGCCUGCUGCCUAAACUUAGCUUCAAGUCUCGAAUUGCCAUGUUGAAUGCUGCUGAUAAGCCGCCGGUCCAUAAUCUUCCACCGGAAGCUGCGACUCCACAGCAAGAAAAGCCCUCCAUCCCAAGGUCACUGUCACUCACAAAGCUUUUCACUCCUAGGAUGAAGAGGACAUCGUCACUCCCAGUCACACCAAUUGCACAUUCUCAGCCGCAUUGUGAAAGUGUCAGUGGCCCUCUCUAUCCAAGUAGAGAAGCUCCACUUAGAAAGAUUGCUCGAUCACUCUCGGUCCCUGUCAUCAACAAAGAAGGAAGCAUACGGAGAGUGGAUUCGUUCUUUCGUGUGAUCCCUUCUACUCCUAGAGUGAAAGAAUCAGGAGAGAUACUAGCAGCUCAUGCAUCUUCCCCAAGUGUUUCUGCUGAAACCAUUGAUGAUGAUGGAGAAGAUAUACCUGAAGAAGAAGCUGUUUGUAGAAUUUGUCUGGUGGAACUCUGUGAAGGAGGGGAGACACUCAAGAUGGAAUGCAGUUGCAAAGGUGAAAUGGCUUUGGCACACCAAGAAUGUGCAGUCAAAUGGUUUAGCAUUAAGGGGAACAAGACUUGUGAAGUGUGCAAGCAAGAAGUCCUGAAUUUGCCUGUUACCUUGUUACGAAUACAAAGUGUACAUAAUGGUAUCGCUGGAUUAGGUAGAGGUCAACUAGGCGAUCCCAAUGGUUACAGGCAAUUGUACCACAACAGGGUUUGGCAAGAAGUACCAGUGCUGGUCAUUGUUAGCAUGCUAGCCUACUUUUGUUUCCUGGAGCAGCUUCUGGUGGGGAAUAUGGGAACUGGUGCAAUUGCUCUAUCCCUUCCAUUUUCUUGUGUGUUGGGUCUCCUAUCGUCCAUGAUCUCUUCAACAAUGGUGAAGAGACAAUUCGUUUGGGUUUAUGCGUCAAUACAAUUUGCUUUGGUUGUUAUCUUUGCUCACAUUUUUUACUCAUUGGUUGGAGUGCAAGCUGUUCUGUCAAUCCUGCUGGCAACAUUUGCUGGGUUUGGAGUGUCUAUGAGUGGAAGUUCGAUCAUAAUCGAGUUCAUGAGGUGGAGAAGAAGAUGGCGACGGAAUGGAGGAUCAGAACAACAGCUUGGAAACAAUCUGAUGGCAGGAAGAGUUCCAAGACCCGUGAAUUCAUCUGCACUAGGCCCUCCUGCAGCUGCUACUACUGCUGCUGCUGGUGUUGAUGCAGGGGAAGGAAACCGCCAUACAAUAAAUGAUGUAGAAAACCCAUAAACCUUUAAGUCUGGUGGUGGGAAAAGAGGUUAAAGGAAGAGCUUGUGAGUGUGUUAUAUGAGAAGAUAGGAGCAAGUUUCUCCCUUUUCCCCCUCUCUUUUUGGCAAUAUAGAGUGAUUAGAUUAUUGCAGCUCCAAAGGUGGCAUUUUGGUAUGAUGGAGGAAAGGAAGAAUGAUGUUUGUUGUGAAGUGGGAAGAGUGGAUAGUUGAGUGUCCACCUUUCAAUGUGAGUAGUAAUUAUUACAUUUGGAUUGAAGUUGAAACUUGUGCCUUCCAAUAUGUGAUGUUGCUGCAAAUACAAAAGAAAGAAUGGCACAUUUGCCCAUUUCUUCUGUUGCUCA
Messenger RNA from Linum tenue, 2411 nucleotides. Lineage: Eukaryota; Viridiplantae; Streptophyta; Magnoliopsida; Malpighiales; Linaceae. The record is from the annotation of a GenBank genome assembly.